UCAGGUCAUAGAUUCUUCGCUAUAUUUCGACCGUAGCGACGACCAUUGAUCAAGCUAUUUGUGUACAUAUAAUAUAUUGCAACUUGCAAGCAGCGAUGUAUAUUAUGUAAAAUGUAUUUGAUUGCAAGAAGUCACUAAUCAAUAAUAGUGGUUGCUAGGAUAAUUUUAAUGUAAACAAAACAGAGUAUCAAAACAAAUAUUAAUCACAUUUCCGUGGUAAAUUCUUCUCUUUGUGCAAGUGAUUUAGAUUAAAGAUAGGUACCUACUUUCCUACCUGAAAAACCGUCAUGCAUCCGCAUCUGGACAAGUUGAAAAUAUUAAUAAUUGGACCUUCUGAUAGUGGUAAGACAUGUAUAGCCAACUAUUUAUCAGAAUCCACAAACAUGGAAGAUAUAGGGAUACCCAGAGCAACGCAAGGUGUGCGAAUUGUCGAGUUUGAACUUUCCCACUUGAACGUCAACGACAAACAAUUUAAAGUUGACAUUGAAAUGUGGGACUGCAGUGGUGACCACAAGUUCGAGUCUUGUUGGCCAGCCCUUCGUCUCGGUGUCCAGGGCGUCAUAUUAGUCUGUUCGCCCAACACUGUCAAUGCAGCAGCAAGAGAGAUGGAACUACUGUAUAAUUAUUUUGCAAGCCAGGCGAAGUUGUCAGCUAAGCAAUGCGUACUAUUCUACAAUUGCGAAGACGAUCAAGAAGACUUGGAAUCAUUAAGUUUGUCUCCCACAUUUUCCAAAGUGUCGCAAGUGGCUGUUAAUUUGAAAACAGGGGGGAAUCGCUUAAAAAUCGACUUUUCCAAUUACGUCAUUUCCAUAUUACAGGCAAUAAAUAAAGUCAAUGUCAUGUAAUUUAUCACGUUUUAUUCCAGUAAGUAAUUGUUCUUACCGGUAUUUCAAAAUACUCACCUCGCCAGAGUUUCAACAUACGUGAUAUCUGAAAAACAUCCAUUCAUUUUUUCGUCUGUAACAUUAAUUUCUGUUGUUAUGAUUUCACUUUCCUUUAAAUGGAAAAGGUGCAAGUUUGCCGCUAUAACUGAAAGUAGAGGUUAGAAAAGUUGCAAAUUAAGACAGUCUGUUAAUGUAUUAAAGAUAUAUUUAUUUUAAGUUUAAGCCGUUGAGUAGGCUUUAAUCUUUAUACAACUUUUACAUUACAUAUUUUCAAAAAGACCGGAAGCCAAGUGUUUCUAUAUCUACAAAAACGUUUUAAAAUUAAUGUUACGGAUCAUAUUGCUUUCGAUUAGGACACCUUAGCUUGAUUUCUCUAAAUUAAGUUAAUUGCAAUCCUACAACUUAUUGCUAUCCUUUUUAUAAGACGGAACUAUACCUCAAAAUGUAUUUUAUGUAUGCAAGAUGAUUAUCACCAAGUUCAUGAUAGUUUGAUCAUCAUAAAAUAUAAUUAAAAUUAUUAUAAACAUAAAAACUUGAUUAUAAACCUGCACUCAGUCUUAAAACAUUUGGCUCGUAUAAUGAGUACUUUUUAAAAUGAACUUAACAAUUCAUUUGUUUCUUCUAUUAAAAAUCUAAUUAAUUUAUAUGAUUAACCUUAUCAGAAACUAUAAUAAUUAUUACCUGAUUAAUUAAU
Molecule: messenger RNA, 1578 nt
Organism: Maniola jurtina (meadow brown)
Lineage: Eukaryota; Metazoa; Arthropoda; Insecta; Lepidoptera; Nymphalidae
Product: intraflagellar transport protein 22 homolog
Exons: 4
Coding region: 288-845 (185 amino acids)
Biological process (GO): intracellular protein transport
Cellular component (GO): endomembrane system
Molecular function (GO): GTPase activity
Source: RefSeq, a predicted model, not a curated record